UAUCAAUCAAACAGUUAAACGUGUGUCCAUAUAUAAGGCAUUUCAUUUCAGAAUUCUCAAUGUGCAACAGAGAAACUACUUAAAUACUAUUUCAUAAUAAGAACUACGUACAAAGAAUGGCCAAAAGAACAAGUCCGAUUUACAUAGGAUUCGUGAUUGUAUUGUGUGCCUCAAGCAUGUUUGUAAUUUGUAUGGGAGAAUGGGAAUCAACUUGGAGCACAAGAGCUGCAGAAGAAGCUGAGGCUGUGGCAGCAAUACCAUGCUCAGGACAUGGAAGAGCCUACUUAGAUGGUCUUAUUCUAAAAGGGCAUGAGCCUGUUUGUGAGUGCAAUCCAUGUUAUGGUGGAUCUGAUUGCUCCAACUUAUUAUCUGAUUGUGCUGCCAAUGCUGGAAGUGGAGACCCAUAUUUUUUGGAGCCAUUUUGGAUGCAACAUGCAGCAAGUAGCGCGAUUUUAGUAUCAGGAUGGCACAGAAUGGGAUAUUCUUAUAGUGAUGAAUCAUACAUCUCACAACUAUUGGUUGAGUACAUAAAAAAACUUCACGCCAUCGUUGGGAAUGCAGCCACUGAAGGCAGGUACAUUGUUUUUGGAAGUGGCUCAACGCAACUCCUCAAUGCUGCUGUUCAUGCCUUGUCUCCCAGUUCUUCAGUGUCUCCGGCAAAAGUGGUAGCCACAGCACCAUAUUAUCCCGUGUAUAGAGCACAGACACAAUUUUUCAAUUCUAGAGAUUUUAGUUAUGAAGGAGACACGUCCUUGUGGAAAAACAGCACAGAUAGCAACUCUAGAUUUAUUGAGUUUGUGACUUCACCAAACAAUCCCGAUGGAAAGUUGAACAAGGGAGUUCUCAAAGGCCCUAAUGUCAAAACCAUUUAUGAUCGAGCCUAUUAUUGGCCACAUUUCACUGCUAUUCCUUCACCAGCUGAUGAUGAUCUAAUGCUGUUUACAAUUUCCAAGCUCACAGGCCAUGCUGGGAGUAGAUUUGGAUGGGCAAUAAUAAAGGAUGAGGCAGUAUAUCAAACGAUGUUGACAUAUUUGCAAUUGAACACCUUUGGAGUUUCCCGUGACGCUCAGCUGAGAGCUUUAAAGCUUUUGGACGUGGUUCUUGAAGGAGAUGGAAAAGAAUUAUUCCAGUUUGCAUAUUCAACCUUGAAAGAUCGUUGGAGGAGGUUGAAACAAAUCAUAUCUGAAUCAAAACGGUUUUCUCUACAGAAUUUGUCUCCCCAAUACUGUACCUUUUUCAAGAGGGUCAAAGAUCCUUCGCCAGCAUACGCUUGGUUAAAGUGUGAGAGACAACAAGACAAGAAUUGCUAUGAAAUCCUUGAAGCUGCUGGCAUCAUUGGCCGUCAAGGCAGUGACUAUAGUGCUGAUAAUCGUUACCUGCGUCUCAGUCUCAUUAGGAGCGAAGAUGAUUUUGAGAUACUAAUAAACAAGCUUAAAAAUCUAGUUCCAACGGAAAAGGAAACCAAGGAUUUUAACAACUAGUUGAUUUGUAAGAAUAUUAAGGAUAAUGAUUUGAGAGAAUACCAAGAAUUGAAAACAUGAGAAAAUUUCAAUUUUUAAUUCA
Molecule: messenger RNA, 1563 nt
Organism: Glycine soja
Lineage: Eukaryota; Viridiplantae; Streptophyta; Magnoliopsida; Fabales; Fabaceae
Product: tryptophan aminotransferase-related protein 4-like
Exons: 5
Coding region: 117-1481 (454 amino acids)
Biological process (GO): amino acid metabolic process
Molecular function (GO): carbon-sulfur lyase activity; transaminase activity
Source: RefSeq, a predicted model, not a curated record